Molecule: messenger RNA, 998 nt
Organism: Medicago truncatula (barrel medic)
Lineage: Eukaryota; Viridiplantae; Streptophyta; Magnoliopsida; Fabales; Fabaceae
Exons: 1
Coding region: 119-691 (190 amino acids)
Source: RefSeq, a predicted model, not a curated record
UUAUAAAAUGAUAUACAAGCUAUGAUAACUCCGUUUGUAUUUGACACUCUUACACAAAAAAACCACCCCCAACAAUUUCUCUUCUCCUUCUUUGAAGUGUUUCCUAUAAAACAAAGAUAUGUUCAAUUCAACAUGUGAGAAGAGUGUUCUUCAAAUCAAACAAGAUGACAAGUUUUUCAGCAGACUACUUUCAAAGGAAAAUUCCAAUAUUCACCCAUCAUUCAGAGUUUCUCUUGCAGUUCCAUUUGUUUGGGAAUCUCAACCUGGCACUCCCAAACACACAUUCUCUAAUGACACAAUUCCUCCCCUUACACCUCCACCUUCUUACCAAUUCAACAAUGCCAACAAAAAGAUUGAGAAAAAGCAUUCAAAAUCAUCCAAAUAUUUUUUGGCAUUGUUUCAAAAACUAAACUUCAGGAAGAACAAUCAGUCUUCGUCUUCGUCCUCAUCGUCUUCUUUGUCAUCGUCAUACCCUUCGUUUUCAUUGUCAUCGGUAGAUGCUUCCAAAAUUACCUCGGGGACGACGAGGGUUAGCAGAAGAAGAUUCUUAAGCUUUGGAUCUUCUUUUGAUUACAGGGGUGAAAAUGAAGAUGGUGAUGAUUCACCAACUUCUACUUUGUGCUUUGGAAUUCAUCGUUCGGCCAGCUCAAACAGUGGCUUCCAAAGCAACUACAAGAGGCGUGUAAGGUAAUCAAGACCAAGUCAAUUCGUAUCAUCCACACUUCAGAUUGAAAGUAUUUCCAGUGUUCAACGUGUAUCAAUGUCCAACAUCAUACAAUACUGACACAUGUGGUUACAUUCAAAUGUUUACUUUUCCUCAAAGUAUUACCAACAUUGAUGUUUCAGUGUCGGUGUUUUGUUUAAUAUAUGUAUGUAUGUAUGUCAAUGCUUGAUAUAUAGCUUGUCAAUGUUUCUUAGUCUUUUCUGGUUUGGACAAAAUUAAGGUUGUUUCUACAGUUUUUCUAAGUAAAACUUUAUAAGCUUAAGUUCUUCAUGUU